Molecule: messenger RNA, 366 nt
Organism: Ilex paraguariensis (yerba mate)
Lineage: Eukaryota; Viridiplantae; Streptophyta; Magnoliopsida; Aquifoliales; Aquifoliaceae
Source: the annotation of a GenBank genome assembly
AUGGAUGCUCGUACACUAAUAGGGCUUUGUCAAUUCAUCAAAUGGCUUUUUGAAAAGCUAGGCAACAGAGUGACUGAGAAGGCCGGCUAUGCCAAUAUUCAUGUAGUUGAUGGUGUCAAUGCAACUGGAGGUGUCACAACUUCUGACACUACUGGUGGCAAUGCAUCAACAUAUGCCAUAGAUCAUAAAGAUGUAGAAGCAACAGUUGUAGAUGGAGGUGCAUGCGUAGCUGGUGAUAUAGGUUUGUGUGAUAGUGAAUAUGUAGUUAGCAGUGCUAGUGGCUGUGCAGGUGAAACAAGCGGUGCAAGUGGUGGUAUAGGUGUAGGUGAAGCUGCCAAUGAGGUGUCGAUCCAGGUGAAGUUGUAG